Seriola dumerili (greater amberjack) is the source of this 1723-nucleotide messenger RNA. Its product is annotated as neuronal acetylcholine receptor subunit alpha-7-like. Gene Ontology annotation, cellular component: neuron projection; synapse; postsynaptic membrane. The record is from RefSeq and is a predicted model, not a curated record. Gene Ontology annotation, molecular function: transmembrane signaling receptor activity; acetylcholine-gated monoatomic cation-selective channel activity. The transcript has 11 exons. Bases 15 to 1517 code for a protein of 500 amino acids. Lineage: Eukaryota; Metazoa; Chordata; Actinopteri; Carangiformes; Carangidae. Gene Ontology annotation, biological process: signal transduction; regulation of membrane potential; monoatomic ion transmembrane transport.
CGCGGCUGCUGAGGAUGGACGCUCGGAUCUUCACCCUGCACGUCCUGACGCUCUGCUGCCUCAUCCACGGCUCUCUGCAGGGGGUGUACCAGCGGCGCCUCUACAAGGAGCUGAUGAGGAACUACAACCCGUUAGAGCGGCCGGUCAACAACGACUCCCACAGCCUGACCGUGCACUUCAGCUUCAGCCUGCUGCAGAUCAUGGACGUGGACGAGAAGAACCAGGUGCUGACGACCAACAUCUGGCUGCAGCUGUACUGGACGGAUUUCUACCUGCAGUGGAACAUGUCAGACUAUCCAGGUGUGAGCAACGUCAGGUUCCCCGACAGCCAGAUCUGGAGGCCGGACAUCCUCCUGUACAACAGUGCUGACGAGAGGUUCGACGCCUCCUUCCACACCAACAUCCUGGUCAACUCCACCGGCUACUGUCAGUACCUGCCACCAGGAAUAUUUAAGAGCACCUGCUACAUCGACGUGCGCUGGUUUCCCUUCGACGUGCAGCGCUGCGACCUCAAGUUCGGCUCGUGGACGUACGGCGGCUGGUCUCUGGACCUGCAGAUGAUCGAGGCCGACAUCACCGGGUACAUCGCCAACGGAGAGUGGGACCUCGUGGAGGUCCCCGGGCGGAGGAACGAGCGUUUCUACGACUGCUGUAAGGAGCCGUACCCCGACGUGACCUUCACCGUGGUGAUGAGGAGGAGGACGCUUUACUACGGACUCAACCUCCUCAUCCCCUGCGUCCUCAUCUCCACCCUCGCUCUGCUCGUCUUCCUGCUGCCCGCCGACUCCGGAGAGAAGAUCUCCCUGGGCAUCACGGUGCUGCUCUCUCUGACCGUCUUCAUGCUGCUGGUCGCUGAGAUCAUGCCGGCGACGUCCGACUCUGUCCCUCUGAUAGCUCAGUACUUUGCAACCACCAUGGUGAUCGUGGGUCUGUCGGUCAUCGCCACAGUUCUGGUUCUGCAGUAUCAUCACCACGACCCCGAUGGAGGACACAUGCCACAAUGGACUCGUGUCAUUUUGUUGAACUGGUGCGCCUGGUUCCUGAGGAUGCGGCGUCCCGGUGAGGCGAAGGUCCGUCUGGCGUGUCACAACGCCACCAAGCAUCGGCGCGGCAGCCUGUCCAGCCUGGAGCUAGGCGUCAGCCAGGGGUCGCUGCGACAUCACCCGCAGGUAACCAACGGCAACCUCCUUUACGUCGGCUUCCGAGGCAUGGAGGGGCUGCACUACGCCUCGCCCACCGAGCCUGAACUCCUCUGUUCGCGACUGGUGGGAGGUGGCGCCGGUGGGGAGGAGGAUGCAGAGCUGAACCAGAUCCUGGAGGAGGUGAGGUACAUCGCCAGGCGUUUCCGCGGGCAGGACGAGGAGGAGACUGUCUGCAGCGAGUGGAAGUUUGCUGCGGCGGUGAUUGACCGGCUGUGUCUGGUGGCGUUCUCGCUCUUCACCAUCCUCUGCACCAUCGGCAUCCUCAUGUCGGCUCCCAACUUCGUGGAGGCCAUUUCCAAAGACUUCUUCAGCUGAGGAGGAGAGAAGGAGGCAAGGUGGAAAAAUGGUCUGUUGACUCCAGAAAAAUCUCCUGUAACUGCUGACUGUACAUAUGUAGAAUGAACGUUGUUAAGUGUUUUCAUUUCAAGGCAGCUGCAUUAAUGUGAGAAACUGUUAUCUCUGUCUCUUGGGAGAAAAUAUCAGGCUUAAAGCUCCGAAUUUUCCUCUUCUUCUGUGUUUUA